GUCUUGAUGUUGUUUUGCACCAUGCCCUUGUGUUGACUUUUGCAUACGAUAUUUUUCAGGCACCCGCUUUAUAUAACGCAAGAAGGCAGCUGCAAGGACACGACGAUGUGAAAGAGCCAGUGCAGCGCGACUUCACGUAGUGCAGAGGAGCCAAUGCCAAAAAAUCAAUAUACAUUGGCAUGUUAUUUGGACAAGAAAACUAGGACAACCCAGGACGUGCAUUUCUCAGCACCCAGUCAACUGCCAAAAGUGACUCAAACACAGGCCACCAGUGGAACUCAGCUGUACCACUGCAGUGCUGUGGAAAUUGCCUUCACCAGCGGCUUUGCAACAGCUGUUUCGCAGCAUGCCGGAGACAAUGCCUACGAAAUUAUUGGCCCUGAUCAUGAGAGCCCUCAAGGGGCAAACAACAUCUGUUGCAGAAGUGAGCCCGAUACCACUUGGAAGUUACCAUGACAGAUGACACGGCAGCAAUAGAUACAGAGACUGCCAUGUCUACUGCAGCUGCAACAGUGUACGAGGCAAGCAGCAGCGCGUCAGCAUCAGCAGCAGUGUCAGAAGGAACCACACCAGGCGUGGUAGAGCAACAUGUGUGCUAUCACUGACUUUUUUUGUAGUGGAUACAACUCAUUUGCUAAACAUACAAAAGCUUUUCACCACGACUGUGAGCCAGUGUUAUUGUGCAGCAAGUGCAAGACUAAGUUAGGUGUUAUAACACAGUACAAGCGUCACUUUAAUAUAUGCAAAUGCAAACAUAUUACAGUUGUUGCCUCCCCAGCCAGCCCACAUAGUGACAACAAUGUGGAACACAUGAUGGGACACACCUCUCCCCCAUUACAAGAUAGUAGAGACUGUCAGUGUUGUUGCUAGAUUGACUGGUCUUUGUAGGCAACUAGAAGGACAACACAGGUGUCAUAAGAUUGUUGUUGAUGUUGUUGUUGAAGAGGUAAAAAAGAAGUUUGAUGCAGCUGAAGUGCCAACUGAUAUUGAGCAAAUCAAAAGCAACCACCCGAGAAAGCAACACUAUCGAAAUUUGGGUAUCUAUGUGCCGCCAACUCUGGUAAGAAUGGCAUAGGACAGAAGUGUGAUGAAAAUCACACAGACACUGCUGUUGCAUCACUGGCCACAGUAAGCAGCGACUUGUAGGGCAAGAGAGUCAACUGAAACUAACAUUAUGAUAUAGUGUCAUGCUCCCAUGUGACCACUUUUCAAGUUAUUUUGCAAGAUACAG
Dermacentor andersoni is the source of this 1231-nucleotide messenger RNA. The record is from RefSeq and is a predicted model, not a curated record. Lineage: Eukaryota; Metazoa; Arthropoda; Arachnida; Ixodida; Ixodidae.